Molecule: messenger RNA, 1026 nt
Organism: Pyrenophora tritici-repentis Pt-1C-BFP
Lineage: Eukaryota; Fungi; Ascomycota; Dothideomycetes; Pleosporales; Pleosporaceae
Product: Mito-carr domain containing protein
Biological process (GO): mitochondrial L-ornithine transmembrane transport
Cellular component (GO): mitochondrion
Molecular function (GO): L-ornithine transmembrane transporter activity
Source: RefSeq, a predicted model, not a curated record
AUGGAAGCACACCAGAGUCCGGUAGCGGUGGUGGGCGGAAGAGGCGGGUUGCCCAACCCAGUUAUCAUGGAAGAGGCCAGAGGGCCACACACGAUGGGAAAGGGCGAAGAGGCUAUAAGAGAUAUAGUCUGCGGUUCAGCAGCUGGUAUUGUUGGAAAAUACAUCGAGUAUCCUUUUGAUACCGUCAAGGUCCGCCUCCAGUCACAGCCGGACAACGUACCUCUCAAGUACACUGGACCACUGGAUUGUUUCAAGAAAUCACUACAGCAAGAUGGCUUCAUAGGCAUCUACAGGGGGAUCAGCGCGCCUCUGGUCGGCGCUGCGGUCGAGACCAGCACUCUGUUCUUCAGUUACCGCUUGGCCGGAGAUGCUCUCAAGUCUUCGGGCUUCUAUCCUGAACUGAAGAGACACCCUGAAAGAGAGUUGCCCUAUACUGGCAUGCUCUAUUGCGGCAUGGUCGCUGGAGCCAUCACAUCACUUUUCCUUACACCGAUUGAGCUGGUAAAGUGCAAGAUGCAAGUUCCUCUGGAAUCACCCGGUGGUAUUGUAGCCGCACCGACUAUUCGAGGAGUUAUCGCUUCAAUCUACCGUCACCAAGGCCUCAAGGGAUACUGGCACGGACAGAUUGGAACGCUGAUCCGUGAGACAGGAGGUGGCGCAGCAUGGUUCGGCGGGUACGAAGGCAUGAAGAUACUCUUCAAGGGAUCCAGUGCAACGGCCAAGGACGAAGACCUCGCUGUCUGGCAGCGCAUGGUUUCCGGUUCUGUCGCCGGAGGAGCUUACAACUUCACAUUCUACCCCGCCGACACAAUCAAGUCGAGGAUGCAGACAGAAGAUGUCAAGCAGUUGACUGGCGGAAAGUCAACAUUCAGCGCAGUAGGAAAAGCGCUCUGGAAGCAACAUGGCAUCAAGGGCAUGUACCGCGGCUGCGGCAUUACAGUUGCCAGGUCGAUACCCAGUUCCGCCUUCAUCUUUACCGUAUACGAGGAACUGAAGAAGCGAUGGUCUGUACAACGAUUCGAAUAG